Molecule: messenger RNA, 1488 nt
Organism: Fonsecaea multimorphosa CBS 102226
Lineage: Eukaryota; Fungi; Ascomycota; Eurotiomycetes; Chaetothyriales; Herpotrichiellaceae
Exons: 3
Coding region: 1-1488 (495 amino acids)
Biological process (GO): transmembrane transport
Molecular function (GO): transmembrane transporter activity
Source: RefSeq, a predicted model, not a curated record
AUGAAAGAACCCCUCAGCCUCAUCGUCCGUCACUUUACAGUAACCUCUUGGUCGAAGAGGCCUGAAAGCCUUUUUCUGAACGAAGAUGGCCACGUUGACUUCACAUCGGACGAUGUUGAAAAUCCCAAAAAUUGGUCGGCAGUACGCCGCUGGUACAUCGUGAUAGCUUCGUUGAUGCUUGCGCUCAACGCGACUUUUGCUUCGUCAAGCCCAACAGGAUGUCUCGAGAGUAUUGCAGAAGAGCUGAACGUCUCUGUAGAGGCAUCGGGGCUCGUCAUUACGCUCUUCUUGUUAGGAUACUGUUUCGGGCCACUGAUCUGGGGCCCGCUGAGCGAAUUCUACGGUCGACGCGUGGUCUUCUUGAUCUCCUUCUCUCUGUACCUCGCGUUCAACUUUUUAUGCGCUUUUACGCCCAACUUUGCGGGACUAUUGGUCGGAAGAUUCCUCACCGGCUCCUUCGUCAGCAGCACGUUGUCAGUUUCACCUGGCGUGAUGGCUGAUAUUCUGGAUCCCGCUGAGCGCGGAAUCGGCCUGGCACUUUUUGCGGUCAUCACCCUGGCAGGGCCCGCCCUUGGUCCGGUCAUCUCAGGCUUUCUCCAACUGAAACUCAACUGGCGAUGGAGCUUCUACGUUCUUCUUUGGCUCGCUGGAGGGACAUAUCCAUUUUUGCUCUCGCUCCCCGAAACCCAUCCACCGACCAUACUACUGGCUAAAGCACGUCGGGCAAGACGCAACAAGACCCCUGGCUACGAAAACGUGAUGACGGCCGCGGAGGCUAGUGGCCGUACGCUGAGAGCUAUACUUCGGGUGGCUCUCAUUCGACCUUGGAUUAUCUUGUUCGAUCCAAUUUCUUUCCUCUUCGCUGUUUAUACGACGGUGGCUUACGCGCUGUUAUAUAUGCUAUUUGUGAUCUUCCCUGUGGUCUUUCAACAAAAGCGAGGCUGGAACAGUGGGGUCGGUGAGCUCCCUCUCCUCAGUGUCAUUCUUGGCAGCUGCCUAGGUGGCAGUGUCAUCUGUUGUCAAUCGUUGUGGGAGAGGAAGAAGACGCUCGCAGGUUGGCAACGCGUCCCAGAAGACCGGCUACCAGUCACGAUUGUUGCUGGCAUCCUGCUCCCUAUCUCCAUGUUCUGGUUUGCCUGGUGUGGGGCGUACAACGGAGUGCCCUGGGUCGUCGUUACCCUUGCAGCGGCAUCUCUCGUGUUGGCGAUGACGAUGUUGUUUGUUUCAUGUCUUUGCUAUCUAAUUGAUUGCUACCUUGUGUAUGCGGCAAGUGCGAUAGCAGUCAACACAGUUUGUCGGGCCGCCGGCGGGGCGGCAUCGCCUCUUUUCACCCAGUACAUGUACGACAGAUUGGGGGUUGGAGGUGGUGGUUCUCUGAUAGGAGGUUUGGGAGUCCUGCUUGCCGCCGUUCCCGUCUUGUUGUACAAGUACGGCGAGCGCAUUCGCCAGCGAUCGAGAUUUUCGCCAACCGGAGAGAAGAGGAAAUGA